This is a messenger RNA of Hibiscus syriacus, 985 nucleotides long. Its product is annotated as 7-methyl-GTP pyrophosphatase-like. The transcript is spliced from 9 exons. Lineage: Eukaryota; Viridiplantae; Streptophyta; Magnoliopsida; Malvales; Malvaceae. The coding region runs from base 141 to 752 and encodes 203 amino acids. Gene Ontology annotation, molecular function: nucleoside triphosphate diphosphatase activity. The record is from RefSeq and is a predicted model, not a curated record.
ACAGGGAAUAGGCUUUAUCGGUCCAUAACAGACGAUUAGGGCUUGGAACCAGGGUCAUCAUUUCCGUCUCUUUUCUUCCUUCUUCGCCGUUUCUCCCUACACACACUCCACUUUUGCAAAAGGCCGAACUCAAAGUCAUAAUGGAAGACAAAACUGAGAAGUUCAAGAUAAUAUUGGGGUCGUCUUCCAUAACCCGUCGUACAAUAUUAGCUGAAAUGGGAUAUGAGUUCACACUCAUGAGUGCGGAUAUUGACGAGAAGGCUACCAGAAAGGAGAAGCCGGAGGAGUUGGUCAUGGCUCUGGCUGAAGCAAAGGCAGAUGCUAUCUUACAGAGGCUACCCAUUGGUGAUUAUGUAAAGGAAGCUGAGCCAACAUUACUGAUUACUUCUGAUCAAGUGGUGGUCUAUGAAGGUGUUAUAAGGGAAAAACCAGCCAAUGCAGAUGAAGCACGUAAAUUUUUAAAAGGCUAUUCGGGUGGGUAUGCUGCAACAGUGGGAUCUGUUCUAAUUACAAACCUUAAAACUGGAUUCAGAAAAGGCGAAUGGGAUAGAGUGGAGAUAUAUUUCAAUCAAAUACCAGAUGAAAUCAUUGAGGAAUUGAUUGAGGAAGGGAAUGUAUUACAUGUUGCUGGAGGACUGUUGAUUGAAAAUCCUUUGAUGAGGCCAUAUAUUAAACAAGUGGUAGGGACGAUAGACAGUGUGAUGGGAUUGCCGAAAGCUCUGACGGGUAAACUCAUAAAGGAAGCUCUCUAGGAUCCGCACCAUUUGAUUCCCAUUGUUACAACUUCAUUCACAUGUAUUGUCUUAAAAUUGGAUCACUUUUUUAAGUGUCCUUUUAUACUAAUAUUUGACUGGUUCAUAGUGCCAACCAAAGUUGUCCAUAGCCAAAAUCAUCGUCAAAAGCUAGUUAUAGACUAUAGCUAGGGUUGUAAAUGAGAUGAGAGUUGUUCAAAUUUAACUCUGUUAAGAUUUGGUUGACACUCGAA